This is a messenger RNA of Dictyostelium purpureum, 5097 nucleotides long. RefSeq lists its product as uncharacterized. The transcript has 3 exons. Gene Ontology annotation, biological process: cytoskeleton organization; actin filament severing; barbed-end actin filament capping. The coding region runs from base 1 to 4974 and encodes 1657 amino acids. The record is from RefSeq and is a predicted model, not a curated record. NCBI's taxonomy places the organism in Eukaryota, Evosea, Eumycetozoa, Dictyosteliales, Dictyosteliaceae. Gene Ontology annotation, molecular function: actin filament binding; phosphatidylinositol-4,5-bisphosphate binding.
AUGGGAAAUCAACAAUCAGGGUUGCAACAAACAGAUACACAAGCAGUAACAUUCUCCAAAGAUACUGAAAGUGUAGAAAUUAGUGAUAGAUAUCUUGUAACAUUUCCACUUGAACUUAGACAGCUACCAAAUUUAAAAUAUUUAAAUCUUUCAAGAAAUAAAAUAACAAGGGUUGAUGGUGUUAGUGGAAUUCUAAAUUUAGAAGAAUUAGAUAUAUCUUACAAUGCUUUAACAAUUUUAUCAGAUGAUUUAUUUUUGUGUAAUAAAUUAAAUAAAUUAAAUUUAUCAUUUAAUCAAAUUAGUCAGAUCCAAUCACUUAUUCAACAAUUAAAACAAAUUAAACAAAUAAAUUUAUCAAAUAAUAUUAUAUCACAAUUACCAAAUGAAAUUGGGUUUUUAAAAAAUUUAACAGUAUUAAAUAUAUCAUUUAAUAAAUUACAAAAUUUACCAAAAACUAUUGGACAACUAGACAAUUUAACCAAAUUAAUUGCAAACAAUAAUAAACUUCAGUUAUUACCAAUAGAGAUAGGAGCAUUAUCACAGCUAACUUUAUUAGAUUUAGCAGAGAAUGAACUUAGAAUACUACCAACUCAAGUUUCUCAGCUAGGUUGCCUUACCAAACUUUAUUUGGACAAUAAUGAUUUCUUAGAGAUGAUACCAGAGAUUUCAAAACUUACUCAAUUAAAAGAACUUAAUCUUAGAAGUAAUCAAUUAGUUGAUUUGCCAUCAUCAUAUCACAAAUUAGUUAAUUUACAAAUUUUAGAUUUAGACGAUAAUCAAUGGGACCAUAUAGACUAUACUGUAAAUGACAUCAAAAGACUAUUGGAUUAUUUAAAAACUAAAAAGGACAUUGUAAAUAAAUCUAGAAAAUCAACUUCAAAGGAAUAUAGAAGAACAAUAACUCGUCAAAAAUUAGAAGAUAAAAAAAGAUUAAGUUUAAAUAAUUUAUUUGAAAAUAAUUUUCAAGUUAUUGAAUUUAAAAAAAAACUUUUACAAUUAAAAGGAAAAAGUAUUGUUUUUGUUAAAAAAGUUCCACUUUUAGUAGAUUCAUUAAAUACUGAAGAUAUUUUUAUUUUUGAUAUUGGUAAAAAGAUUUAUAUUAUAAAUGGUAAUCCAAAUUUAAAUCAAAGAGAAAGACAAAAAGCAGUACAUUUAUCAAAAUUAAUGAAAGAAGAAAGAGGUGCAGCAGAUAUUAUUUUAUUAGAUUUUAAAAAUUCAAGAAAAGAAGAAAUUAAUGAAUUUUGGAAAGAUUUUGGUGUAACUGGUCGUGUAAAUUUAAAGAAUAAGUCAAGUAAUAAUGAUGAUGAUGAUAUUGUUCAAGAAGAACAUAUAUUAGAAACCAAGUUAUUCAAGUUCUUUGAGCCUGAGGAAGGCAGAUUAGAUAUUCAAGUGUAUGCCGCUCAAAUACUCUAUAGAAAUAUGUUAGAUAGUAACUCUUGCUCAAUUUUAGAUACUGGUACAGAUAUUUAUGUUUGGAGUGGUCUUUAUUCGAGCGCUAAUGAAAAAUCCUGGUCAAUGUUAAAGGCUGAAGAAUUAAUUAGUCGUAGAUCUGAUAAUGCUGAAAUUCAUUGGCUCAUCGAAGGUAUGGAAACACUUUUAUUCAUUGAAUACUUUGUUGAUUGGGUCGAUAAUAGCUGGGAUCAAGAGUAUAUCAAAACUCAAAAUCAAAUUAAAGAAAGAGAAGAACAAGAAAAAUUAGAAGCUGAAAGAGAAAGAAGAAGAAUGGAAAAGGAAGAAGAAGAAGAAAUGGAAAAAAUGAAAAGAAGGUCAUUUGAACAACAACAAUUACAACAACAACAACAACAACAACAAGAAUUUGAACAGCAAAUAAAACAACAAAAACAACAAACAUUAGAACAACAAAAACAAGAACUAUCAUUUGCUGCCUCAACAUCUAUAAAUAACUCACCAUAUACUUUUACUCCAAUUAUUUCACCAACCCAAACAACAACAGCAAAUAAUAACUUUAUAAAACCAUUACCAUCAAUCGUAAAUUUACCUUCAAUUCCAUCUUCAAAUUACAACAAUAAUAAUAAUAAUUUAUCUGAAAGAGAAAAAAUUAAAGAAAGAGAAAAAGAAAAAAUAAGAGAAAGAUUAAAACAAAGAGAAUCAGGAGCAUCUACUUCACAAACCAAUUUAUUACAACCACAAAAAAUUUCACCUGAAGCUAGUCCAAUCUUACCCUCAAUUCCAAAAUCAAUACCCUCUAUUCAACUAGAAAAAGAAUCAUCUGUUAUUUUACCAUCAAUUACAAAACCUUUACCAAAAGAACCUGAUGUUGUAACAUUACCACAAACAAAACAACCAUCUCCAGUUAUUACACCAUCCCAACCAACUAAACAACCAUCUCCAGUAUUAUCACCAGUUAAGCCAUUGCCAAAAGAACCAACUGUUGUAGCAUUACCAAAAGUUGAACCAGUUAAACCAUUACCAAAAGAGCCAACUAAUGCAGUACCAUUACCAAAAGUUGAACCAGCCAAGCCAUUACCAAAGGAACCAACUGUUGUAGCAUUACCAAAAGUUGAGCCAGUUUCUAUUAAAAAAGAAACAAUUACCCCAACUGUUACAGUUAAUGAACAAUCAAUAUUUGAUGAUAAGAAUGGUUCUCAAACACUAGCCCCAUUACCAGAAAAAGCUGAAACAGCAAAGAGACAAGCUGCAUCAAGAAAUCCAAUCAGAGCAAGACAAGAAAGAGCUGCAUUAGAAGAAGCUGAAGCCAAAAAGAGAUUAGCUGAACAAGAGCAAAUGAAAUUAAAUAAUACUCUUAGUGUACCAGCCAAUACUAGUACUAAUAAGGCUUCAUCUGUUGCUAGUGCAUUAGGCGGCUUUGGUUUACUUUAUUCAGUUGGUGCUGAUGAAACAAUGUUUAAAAAGAGAGCAGAGAGAGCUGCUGCUGCUGCAGUUAACCCAGAACCAUUUUCUAUUAAUAUUCAACCAAAAGAUCAACCAAAACUCCUUCAUGUUAAAGGUAGACGUUCACCAUUUGUUAGACAAGUCGAACUCAGUUAUCAAUCUCUCAAUAAGGGUGAUGUUUUUAUUUUAGAUUGUGGUAAAGAAAAGAAUUUACUUUAUCAAUGGAAUGGUUCAGAAGCAAAUAGAAUAGAAAAAGGUAAAGGUAUGGAUAUUGGCAAGAGUAUUAAAGAUAAAGAAAGAGUAGGUUGUCGUGUAGUUAUUAUUGAUGAAGGUAAAGAACCUGAAGAUUUUUGGAAGGUUUUAGGUGGCAAAGGUGAAAUUGCAUCAGCUGAUACCGCCGGUGAUGAUAGAGAAGCUGAACUUAAUAUCAGAAAAUAUAUCAAUCUCUUUAGAGCUCAACCAAUUAAUGGUGAUAAGGAAUUAGACUUGGUACCACUCGAUGGUAGAUUAUCAAAAACAUUAUUAGAAGGUGGUGAAUGCUAUAUUUUAGAUUGCAUUAGUGAAAUGUUUGUUUGGACCGGUUCAAACUCCAAACUAAAGGUUAGAAAUAUGACAUUAAAAUUAGCAAAUGAUAUGUUUGCAAGUAGAAGUGCAAAUUGUUGGACCAGUGGCGCAGUACACCGUGAAUUCCCCGGAAGUGAACAAGUAUUAUUUAAAGAACGUUUUUCAGAUUGGGGUGGAUCAUUACCAAUUGCUAUGCAACAAGCCCCAGUUGGUGUUAAUACUGCAUCUGCAAAGAAACAAGAGAAAAUUGAUGUCGCUACAAUGCAUAAACCCAAACCAGAAAAAGAAGAGGUAAUGAUUGAUGAUGGUAGUGGUAAAUUAACAAUUUGGCGUGUUGAAGAAUUUCAAAAAGUUGCAAUCGAUCCAAAGAAUUAUGGCCAAUUUUAUAGUGGUGAUAGUUAUUUAAUUCUUUACACUUAUUUCUUUAAGAAUAAAGAUAACUAUUUAAUUUAUUUCUGGCAAGGUAAAAACAGCUCUAUCAAUGAAAAAGGUACCAGUGCUCUUUUAACAGUGGAACUUGAUGAUCAACUUAAAGGUAUGGCAAAAGAAGUUAGAGUAGUUCAAAAUAAAGAACCAAAACAUUUCCUCACCAUUUUCAAAGGUAGAUUUAUUAUUCAUCAAGGAAAAGAUCCACUAUCAAAAAAUUAUAAACCUCAAGCCAACAUUAAAGACCCACGUCUUUAUCAUGUUCGUGGUACAACAGACUUUAAUACACGUGUUAUUCAAUCUAAGUUAUCAACUUUAACAUUAAACUCUUACAACUCAUUCAUUUUAAACAAUCAAAUAAACAAUGGCACAAUUUAUAUUUGGUAUGGUAAACUUUCAAACUCAAUUGAAAGAGCAUUAGCAAAGAAAAUUGUACAAUCAACAUCACCCAAUCAAAAUGAUGGAGCAGGUUGUAAAGUAGUUGAGUUUGAAGAAAAUAAAGAAAGUGAAGAAUUUUUCAAACUUUUAGGUGGUCGUAGCAAUUAUCCACUUUCAAAAAUUACAUCAAGAGUAGAACCACGUCUUUAUCUCUGUACAGUCGGUACAGGUGUAUUUGUAGUCGAAGAGGUUAAUUCAUUCGCUCAAGAUGAUUUAUUACAAGAAGAUGUAUUUAUAGUUGAUGGUAUUGAUAAUAUUUUCGUUUGGAUUGGAACAGAAACUACUGAAGUCGAACGUAAAUCAUCAAUGGAAGUAGCAAUGGAAUAUUCAGCAACACUACCAGCCCCAAGAAAACAAAAUGUACCAGUAUAUCUAACCUAUCAUGGCAAAGAACCAUUCAUUUUUACAUCAUUGUUCCAUGGUUGGGAUUUCUCAAAACGAAUUUUACCAACAUUUAGUUAUGAUGGUGAAUUAACUUUAGCUAAAGAUGUUUUAAACCUUUACACUAAAAAAUAUACAUAUGAAGAAAUUGUUAACAAGAAAUAUCCAAAAGGUAUUGAUGGUUCACGUUUAGAAGAAUACUUGGAAGAAGACGAUUUUAAAAAGAUAUUCCAAGGUUUAACUUUAGAAGAAUUCCAAAAAUUACCACUAUGGAAAAAACAAACUUGGAAAAAAGAAUUAAGAUUAUAUUAAAUAUUUUAAAAUUAUAAAAUUUAUAUAGAAAAAAAAAAAAAAAAAUAAUCACAGUAAUUAAAACAAAAUAAUAUAACAAAAUAAAUUAAUAAACUAUUUAUAAAUUUUUUUUUUUUUAAAUCC